AUGAGUCUGAAGGACAGGCAGACAGAUGAUCUGAGAAAUAUUUUAAGGGCAGAAACCAUCAAUCGCAACCGCUUGGUGCAAAAACUAACAGAUAUCUCUAGGACUGGCUGGAUAGUUAAUAUUAAAACGUUUAUUAAGGAUCGACAACGAAUUUGUGACGGCAAUUGUAGAAAUGUCUUUUUAGAAUCUCAACUAUUCAAGGCACCUCCCUGUGAUAUUCACGCAUUCUGUACAAAUUGCUUAUUCUACCACAUUGAAUCCAAGUUAAUUGCAGACCCCUUCCAUCUUGAGCACCUCUACUGCUCUAAAUGUGAACUAGAAGGAAAUCUUGUCCAAAUAAGCCCAGAAAUAAUUCAAGGAAAUUUUAACAUUCAGUAUUAUCAAGAUAUUUAUAGACAAAAGCAACAAGAAUACAUGAACUCUGAGAUGCCAAGACGAGACCCUAUACCAUUUGCGGCGACACCAAUCAUCGGGCUCCAAACUAUACAAAACGAUAUAAUGAUAGGAGAGCCAGCUGUGAAUUCGCAGCUGAGUGAUCAAAGUAGCGGUGCAACAGCAUUUAGGAGAUGCUUUGAAACAUUAAAUACAAUAAAAAAUAAUGUCAGGAUUAGAAUAGAAUCUACUGAGGAAAUUAUAAACCCAAAAGCGAAGCAUGAAUUUCUCGAAUUAAAAAUAUUGGCUCAACGGACCUCCUAUAGAGCAAUUUCUGAAUUUAUGGACCAUAAUAGUGCUCUUACAAUUGCUUAUUCGAAUUUUAACCCAGAUGGUGAAACUGGAUUUUAUAAAUUUUUAAAAAAAAUCAGCCAGCCUCCAUCCAAAGACAAAAGCUAUUUUAUAGAGUGUGAAUUAUUAACUGAAGGCGAUAUUAUUACAGGAAAGCCUAAAAAGGGGGACGCAGGCAAGACAGAACACCCAAAAAUAUAUUCAGAUGAUGAUUUUUAUUAUAUUUCCAAGCACGAAGCCAUUUUAAGUCUUUGUAUUGCCCACACUGAAUAA
Blepharisma stoltei is the source of this 996-nucleotide messenger RNA. The record is from the annotation of a GenBank genome assembly. NCBI's taxonomy places the organism in Eukaryota, Ciliophora, Heterotrichea, Heterotrichida, Blepharismidae.